Molecule: messenger RNA, 1864 nt
Organism: Nematostella vectensis (starlet sea anemone)
Lineage: Eukaryota; Metazoa; Cnidaria; Anthozoa; Actiniaria; Edwardsiidae
Product: serine/arginine-rich splicing factor 1
Exons: 3
Coding region: 119-883 (254 amino acids)
Cellular component (GO): ribonucleoprotein complex; nucleus; cytoplasm
Molecular function (GO): mRNA binding
Source: RefSeq, a predicted model, not a curated record
CCACGUGGGCUUUGUCUCUUUCACAAGCGACGCCAUUCGAGUAGACAGCUUCUUCCUCCGAAUUCCUAAACUAAAACCCUCAGAUACUGACCGGUUAACGGAAACCACCUUAAGUUUAAUGAGUAGCAACAUGAAUAGAAGCAACAGCAAUGACUGUCGCGUUUACGUGGGCAAUUUGCCUCAAGAUGUCCGCGAAAAAGAUUUGCAUGACAUAUUUUACAAGUACGGGCACAUCGCUGAUGUAGACUUGAAAAAUCGUCGUGGUGCUGGUCCACCGUUCGCUUUCGUCGAAUUUGAGGACCCAAGAGAUGCUGAAGAUGCAGUGAAAGGCAGAGAUGGUCAUGAAUUUGAUGGCUACCGCAUAAGAGUCGAGUUCCCCCGAGGUGGAAGUGGUAGGGGUGGUGGUGGUGGUGGUGGUGGUGGAGGCGGAGGCGGAAGAGGUGGUGGAGGAGGUUUUAGCUCUCGUGGUAGAGGCCCACCACCAAGACGCUCUGACUUUAGAGUCCAAGUUUCAGGCCUCCCACCCACCGGUAGUUGGCAAGACCUGAAAGACCACAUGCGCGAAGCAGGAGAUGUCCUGUUUACUGAUGUGUUCAAGGAUGGGACUGGUGUAGUGGAAUUUGCUAGAUAUGACGACAUGAAGUUUGCAAUCAGGAAUCUUGAUGAUUCCAAAUUUAGAUCACACGAGGGUGAAACCUCCUACAUAAGGGUGAAAUCAGACUUGCAAUCUCGAAGUCACUCCCGCUCAAGGAGCCCCUCUCCGAGGAGAAGGUCCCGCAGCCGCUCAAGGUCACCUCGUCGUAGACCUAAGUCCUACUCACGAUCCCCAUCAGGGUCACCUCGCCGGUCCCGCUCAAAAUCAAGAUCCAGUUCACGCUCAUAGCUAACCUCCAUAAAAGAUCUGCUUUGAUAUGAGGACAGAAUAGACACUGUGUUUGCACACAUUCGUAUUAUAACUAUAGGCUGAUACUGAGGCCAGGAAGUUGUUUUUAUAGUCAUGUUUUUCGCAUCCAGUCAAGUAGACAUUUCGUUGAAUGGCACUUUUUUAAAUGUUGCAAAUGUGUAUAGCUUGAAAUUUGUAUGGCCUUAUUUUGUAGAUGACAUGUGCAAGGGAAAUCAUGCAUAUUUCAUUCAGGACCCAUAAAGGGCAUGUGAACUUGCCAAAUGUCGGACAGGACACAGGAUCUGUCUUCUAAAGACCGGAUUGGAUCAUUCACUGGAAUAUGGUAUGCAUAGGUUUUUAGCCUAUGUAGCCUUAGUUUUAAUUUAACCACUUCCGCGAUUACUUUUUCUACUCAUAUAUCAGUUUUUUUUUCUUUUUUGUAGUUGCUUCUAGCCAUGGUUCGAAAUAAAGUUUACCUUUACUGACCACAAAAUAUGCACCAUAUUUCCUAGAAUUCCUUGGCAGUAAAUUUGUGAUGUUCAAAGUGUGUAUUUGACGUUUUAAUGACAAUACUUUCACUUGUCUUGUAACAGAUAAAGGGAUGCAUUUAACAUUGGAAGGGAAAAGGGAUCACCAUGGAUAAACAUGGAUAGCAAUAGGGAUGGAUUCAGGACGGACUUGUUUUUAUUUUGGAGUUUAGCAGUUGGAUUGGAUCAUUGAUUUCACUCUUCUCUUUGGUGGAUCAUGUAAUGUCACCCUUAUCUGGAUCACUGAUAUCAGGGACUUGGCACUCUGGAGGCAUUACAUUGAGGUGGUAUGCUUUCUAAUAAACAACUAAAUGGUUUGAAUAUUUCCCCUACAAUGUUUUCUUUUUUUACCUUCCAAAAAGGACAACUAGCUUUUUUCCUUAUUUUUUUGUCCCUUUUCACUAACAUUGUUCAAUUGCAGCAUUUGCUUGAAAAUAAACACUACUCUAAAUGG